AUGGCCAAGUCAACCACGGCGGAGAGUGCCGCGGCAGCGAUGGCGGCGCGCGUGUUGACGGAGGAAGGGCUGGUGCUCCAUAGCGCCAAGAUGGCCAGCUGCAGGCCCAAGAGAGUGCAUAGAGGAGCCUUGGCCGAGAUCAGCAACGCGUCAGUAUUGUGCUACGAGGAGGAUGGAAUGACCCACGAGCUUGGUCCAUAG
Messenger RNA from Purpureocillium lilacinum, 201 nucleotides. NCBI's taxonomy places the organism in Eukaryota, Fungi, Ascomycota, Sordariomycetes, Hypocreales, Ophiocordycipitaceae. The record is from RefSeq and is a predicted model, not a curated record.